AUGGGGCGUGGCUUGCCGGCAGGUGGCGUGGCGCUGCGCGACGUGCGCGUGUCGGUGCCGGCGGCCAUCCAGCGGGGCACGGCGGCCGUGCUGCGCUGCCGCUACGACCUGGAGGGCGACGCGCUCUACUCCGUCAAGUGGUACAAGGGCCGGCGCGAGUUCUUCCGCUACACGCCGCGCGAGAACCCCGCCAUCAAGGUCUUCCCCUUCACCGGGCUCACCGUAGACAAGAGCCGCAGCAACGCGACGCAGAUCACGCUGCCGCGGGUCGACGUGGGGCUGAGCGGCCGCUACAGCUGCGAGGUGUCGGCCGACGCGCCCUCCUUCCACACCCACCUCGUCUCCGGCGACAUGGCCGUCGUCGAGGUGCCAGACGACGUGCCGAGCAUCUCUGGCGUGAAGCCGCGGUACCGCACGGGCGACACGCUCAACGCCACGUGUUCCAGCACGUGGUCCCGCCCGGCCGCCACUCUGCUGUGGAUCGUCAACGAAGAGCCAGCGCAGGAGCAGCAGCUGAGGCCGUACCCGGCGGAGGUGGAGCCCGGAGGCGGCGGGCGGGAGCGUGCGCGCCUGGGGCUGGUGCUGCCCCUGGAGGCGGCGGGCCGGUACCGCGUGCGCUGCGUGGCGCGGCUGGACCCCGUCUACUUCAAGAGCGCCGAGACCAGCGUGGAGGCCACGGAGCGGGCGCCUCCGCCGCUGCAGCUGGCGCCGCCGCCGCCGACGCGCCUCAGCUGGGGGCUGCUCGACGACGAGUACUCGCACAGUGAGUACACCCGGCAGCCUGACCCCAGGCGCCGCACGCACAGCCAGUAUGCAGGCACCCACCCCACAGAAAGUGCACCCUACCACAUCCCCCCAGGCACUACAUGCACAGUGUAUAUGCCACUCACUGAUGCCCCAGGCGCUACACCCACAGUGAGUACACCCUACACCUGUCCCACGUGCUACAUGCACGUUGUGUACCCCUCACACCUGUUCCGCCAGGUACAACAUGCACAAUGA
This is a messenger RNA of Schistocerca cancellata (South American locust), 1002 nucleotides long. RefSeq lists its product as uncharacterized. The coding region runs from base 1 to 1002 and encodes 333 amino acids. NCBI's taxonomy places the organism in Eukaryota, Metazoa, Arthropoda, Insecta, Orthoptera, Acrididae. The record is from RefSeq and is a predicted model, not a curated record. The transcript is spliced from 4 exons.